Molecule: messenger RNA, 387 nt
Organism: Puccinia graminis f. sp. tritici CRL 75-36-700-3
Lineage: Eukaryota; Fungi; Basidiomycota; Pucciniomycetes; Pucciniales; Pucciniaceae
Product: FK506-binding protein 1
Exons: 6
Coding region: 1-387 (128 amino acids)
Molecular function (GO): peptidyl-prolyl cis-trans isomerase activity
Source: RefSeq, a predicted model, not a curated record
AUGGGAGCUCCUUCUUCAAACUCGCAGGUGCAGGUAGAGACCAUCAAACCCGGAGACGGCAAAAACUUCCCGGUUGCUGGCGACAAAGUUAAGAUCCAUUACGUCGGAACUCUUGAAUCCAAGGAUGGUAAGAAAUUCGACUCAUCCCGAGAUCGCGGAAGGCCAUUCGAGUGCCAGAUCGGCGUUGGACAAGUGAUCAAGGCUUGGGACCAAGGCGUGAUCCAAUUGAGUAUUGGACAAGAAGCCUACUUCAAAUGUCCUCCCGAAAUCACUUAUGGCGCAGCUGGUUGUAAUGGCGUCAUCCCUCCUAAUGCUACACUUUAUUUCAAAGUCGAAUUGCUGGAAUUCGGUACUUCCUUCCCAAGAUUAAUGGCAAGUCGUCAGUGA